Molecule: messenger RNA, 1707 nt
Organism: Meira miltonrushii
Lineage: Eukaryota; Fungi; Basidiomycota; Exobasidiomycetes; Exobasidiales; Brachybasidiaceae
Product: Metallo-hydrolase/oxidoreductase
Exons: 1
Coding region: 33-1676 (547 amino acids)
Cellular component (GO): nucleus
Molecular function (GO): 3'-tRNA processing endoribonuclease activity
Source: RefSeq, a predicted model, not a curated record
CUCACGACAAUGAGGAAACAAGUGUGGACAACAUGGUAAAAGACAUUUCACUACGUUUCCUGGGAACAUCUUCUCAAACCAAUAUAUCAAGAAAUUAUUCCAGUCUUUUGGUCAAACUCGACCAUCACACUGUUAUGAUCGAUUGUGGAGAAUCAACCCAACGACAAUUACAGAAUAGACAUAUUGGAGGAGAUGAAAGGUUGAGCAAUAUAAGACAUAUUCUCAUAACCCAUUUACAUGCCGAUCACGUUUUAGGAUUGGUUCCGCUGCUUUGUACUCUGAUGGGACCGAGCAAUGCCGUUGAUCCUUCUGAAGGAAAGAGACCUAGGGUAGAAAUCUUUGGUCCUUCGGGAAUAAGAGCAUUAAUUCGAACAACUCUUACAUUAUGCUAUACCAACCUUACUGGAUACUAUUGCGUUCAUGAGCUUUUAUGGCCAAAUCAAUCAGCAUACUCUAAUGCACCCAUAAUCGCAGAAGAUGAACAAGUCAUUGCUGCUUCUAUACCCGAAUCUACAGAACCUUUGCUAGGAGCAAUGAAUGGACCACAGAGAACAAUCCCGCAUUUACCUCCAUUGGAUAGCGAAUUGCCAGGAAUAGAUUUUCGAUUAGACGAACAAACUGCUUCAUGGCCUUCUAUCACUUCCAUAUCGGGAGUUGUGGUGAGUGCGGCACCGAUUUUACACAGAUGUCCGGCCGUGGGAUAUGUGUUUGAGGAGCCUGAUGCAGCAUCGACAAGUGUAAGUACGGAAAUGCUUGAUGCUCUUCAAGCCAAUGCAGCUGCAUUGGAAGCACAACAGAAUAUCAAAAAUCCAAAAGUAUUACUAGGCAAACUCACUCGUGAUCGAAAGAGCGUCACUCUUCCCGACGGUACGAUCUUACAUCCUCCAGAGCUGGAUAUCCCAGGGCGGAAAGUCGUUGUGCUUGGAGAUACUUAUGAUGCAACAGCAGGCUUAGACGCUUCAGCAGACUAUGAAGCAAGAGGAAUGGCAAGUCUUGCAGAGAAUGCCGAUGUUCUCGUUCAUGAAUGCACAAAUGCAGCACUACCUGGUUCAUUAACGCCCGGAAAAAGAGAAGAAGAUGAAAAGCACGAUGAAGUUCGAGCGAAAGCAUUGAUGCGUGGUCACUCAACACCUCAAGUUGCCGGCCAAUUUGCAGCUCGAUGUGGUGCAAAGCAAUUACUCUUGAAUCACUUUUCGAUCAAGUAUCCUGCUCCUCAUCCGCUAUUCGCAGCUAAUUAUUCCCAAGAUGACCCUACACCGAGAGGUGACCAGGAAAGAAGAUUCCUUGCUUUGCAAGAGAUCGAAAGACAGGCUACGGAAGUAUGGCAUAAUGGGAUUCCGGGUGAUGCAAUUCACAGGGAAGCAGCUCUACAACGCAAAGCAAUUGCUGCCUUUGACGGGUUCUUGUAUCGGGUUCCGCUACAGAACGAGCACGAUCACAGUAACGGAUCAAUAAACAAUACACAUGAUUCUAGUCAACAAGAUUUUGACUACUCCAUCGGUAGUCAAUCAUUGGAUUCGUACGUUUCUUCUCCUCCAAGAAGAGGGAGAGGUUCUGGCAGACGACCUUUUGGUCAACAACAUUUCCGUGGAAGAGGAGGUAGACAAUCCAACGGUAGCUCUCGUGGUCAGUAUUCGUCAUCGUCACCUAGAGGACAAAAGACUGUAUACGAAUAAAAGUACGCUGUAUACUAUUGCAACUUGGAAU